GUCCCGGGGCGCGGAGACUAGAGCCACGUCGCUUAGGCAGCCCGGGAAGACCACGCAGCUUCUCUCAUGGCUUCCGUAGACACCCGGCGUGUUGGGGACAGCGCCGGGGGCGCCUUCCAGCCUUACCUCGAUUCCUUGCGUCAGGAGCUGCAGCAGAGGGAUCCGACGGUGCUGUCCGUGGCGGUGGCUGUGCUCGCGGUCCUGCUGACGCUGGUUUUCUGGAAGUUCAUCUGGAGCAGAAAGAGCAGUCAGAGAGCUGUUCUCUUCGUUGGGCUUUGCGACUCGGGGAAAACGUUGCUGUUUGUCAGGUUGCUAACUGGCCACUACAGAGACACACAGACUUCGAUUACUGACAGUUCUGCAGCGUACAAAGUCAACAACAACAGGGGCAAUAGCCUGACAUUGAUUGACCUCCCUGGGCACGAGAGCUUGAGGCUUCAGUUCUUAGAUCGCUUUAAGUCUUCAGCCAGGGCUGUGGUGUUCGUGGUGGACAGUGCAGCGUUCCAGCGGGAGGUGAAAGAUGUGGCUGAGUUUCUGUAUCAGGUCCUCAUCGACAGCAUGGGACUGAAGAACGCACCAUCCUUCUUAAUAGCCUGCAAUAAGCAAGAUAUCGCAAUGGCAAAAUCAGCGAAGUUAAUUCAGCAGCAGCUUGAAAAGGAACUCAACACCUUACGAGUCACCCGCUCUGCUGCUCCCAGCACACUGGACAGUUCCAGUACUGCACCUGUUCAGCUGGGAAAGAAAGGCAAAGAAUUUGAAUUCUCCCAGCUGCCCCUCAAGGUGGAGUUCCUGGAGUGCAGUGCCAAGGGUGGACGAGGGGGUGCCGACAUCCAGGACUUGGAGAAGUGGCUGGCCAAGAUCGCCUGAGGGGCAGCCCUGGCUGCAAACCUUGGGCAUCUGUGACUGACGAGCAGUUUGGGAAAGGGCUGUGGUGGUGUGGAGCCGACAGAGGGAACAUGGCAUGUGUCUGCAGCAUCUCCGUGUUCUAGAAACAAUUACUGCAGCUUGAGAGCAGCUGUCCCUCCCUUCUAGCUCCUUUCUCAACCAAUCCUUUUUAUUUAAUUCUCCUGUUCUCCCUCUUGGUAGGUGUAGCAUUACUUUAGUGUGUGACAUAGCAGAGAAGGCAUCGCCAUGAGAAAAGGGAAGUUCUCGUCCUCUGCCUCUCUGCUUCCGUCCCUUUUCCUGGAGCCAGACCUGCCCUUUUAUGGAGCCAGUUAAUUUCCAGUUGCCCCUGGUAUUUUGGCAUAACUAAUACAUUGUCAGUUCUUUGUGAAGUCUCAGAUAUAAAGGUAGUUACAACGAAGACAGGCUCAGAACCACAGGGCACCGUUGUCAGUGACCUGUCUCCACUCCAGCUUAGGUUCAGAAGCCUGCCAGGAGCCUCUAGAGUCACUCAUGUGACGGAUGUAAGAGCCAGCUCCCCAGACAUUCGUGGGUUAGUGUGUGCUCCAGAGGUUCCCCUGGGGAGAGCCGGGAGACAGCGCACUGCUGCCUCUGGGGGCCAGUGAGGCCCCAGGCUGUCUGCCUGUGCUACUUGGUCAGCUCCUGUUGUGUCGCCUCAGCUCAUGCUAUGGAACAGCACAGACUGGAAAAGUCCACUGUAUAUAUUUUUAAGUGAAUUCAUUCAUGCUUUAAAAAAAGUUGCCUUUUCAAAGUAA
Molecule: messenger RNA, 1658 nt
Organism: Arvicola amphibius (Eurasian water vole)
Lineage: Eukaryota; Metazoa; Chordata; Mammalia; Rodentia; Cricetidae
Gene: Srprb
Product: SRP receptor subunit beta
Exons: 7
Coding region: 67-867 (266 amino acids)
Biological process (GO): protein targeting to ER
Cellular component (GO): signal recognition particle receptor complex
Source: RefSeq, a predicted model, not a curated record